Protomyces lactucae-debilis is the source of this 1210-nucleotide messenger RNA. RefSeq lists its product as uncharacterized. The coding region runs from base 389 to 1087 and encodes 232 amino acids. The record is from RefSeq and is a predicted model, not a curated record. NCBI's taxonomy places the organism in Eukaryota, Fungi, Ascomycota, Taphrinomycetes, Taphrinales, Protomycetaceae. The transcript has a single exon.
UCCAAGCUACAGCAGGUUGCAGAUGAUGGACAAGAGGAUGAGAGGCAUCCGUCAAUGAGCCCAGACAUUUCGAUGCAACGACUCACGGCCUGGUAGCGUGUUUGAGCGGGAGAAGGCGGAGACGGAGACAUGCAGACCUCUCCCAUCAGUCAUGCAACAGCCAGUGACGAGAUACAGGACUCAAUUGGCCUCUGGCUUCGGUCAAUCUUCGUCUGGGCAUGCUCCUCUACCAAUGUACGAGGAAGAGCAGCAUCAAUGGUAGCAGAUGCAUGAGACGGGAUCAUGCUUCAGGAUUUGGCCUAUGCUGCGUAUACGUGCAGUGCCCCUUGCUAUUCAGACAUGCUAUGCCUAGCCGUCAGGGCAUCAAGAGGACAUCUGCUAGCACCCUAUGACCGAUGCCACAGCAUUCUGGCCUUAUCGCCCUGUCAGGAAGAGCAAACGGCCCGCAAUCGGGUCGAUGGAGCCAAGGAGGCGGGCGACUCCGCGCGACAAGAUGUCAUACAACCACAACAAGGGACUCCUUCCUCUGCCUCUUCCCACCACAAGUCAAGGCGCAUAUCCACACAGCAUCUAUUCAUUCUAUCAGCGCGCGCAUUCAUCAACAGAAGCGCCCAUGACGCGACCAGCACACCUGCGACACGGGCGCACAUUCAGCGACUGGGAAGUCAUCACCCACAACAGCGCAGAUCCACUCCUCGAUCUAUCUAGCGCACAAUCACUCAUUACCGUGCGCGAGAUUACGCACACUGCUAGCGCUGUUGAUCAUCGCGACGCAUUCACGGUUGUUGAGCGCGUCAAACCAUUGUAUGCAGCUGUUGCUGUGAUGCAUAGUGAAAGCAUUCUAGGACAAAGCGCGCGCUCUUCAGCGCCAUCUCCGUCGCCAGCACCAUCGCCCGUUCUAGCUGCAACCCAUACAUCCGAUAUGCCGCGGUUUGGCGGUUCUCCCAUGUUGCGCGUUGCGUCUGCUUUAUCGCUUCGACACGGUGGUCCUUCUGUGGAUCCAAAGGCAUCGCAUGUGGUUGCCAAUGGCGCGUACUUGGACAUCCGGCUGAAGAAGAGCGGCAAGCACUAUGUGGCCAUGCGAUGAAUUGGGGAAUAUGCUUUGUCAGCGCUGCGAAUGUACUUAAUUGAUGAAGUGAACUGUAUACUUUAGCCUCUCUUAUGGCCUCUAUAGUCUGAACUUGGGCCCUUCUUCUCUGACCACUGCUGC